CUGUACCAUAUAUAUCCUAUUUUAACGCUACAUCGUUAGAAUGAGUUUUUAGUAAUGUUUCAGAGAUUGCUAAAAGGGGCGAGCUUGACGUUUAGGAGCGUGUACGGCCAUAGGUAUUUCUCUGGUUCUCUAGGGAGUGACGCAUUCAAGGUAGAACGGCACAGUUUCAAGGCUAGAAAGCCAAAAGAUAUUGUAACUUUAUCGCAAUCGGCUCGUAGUCGACUUUAUGAUAUAAUCGCAGACGGUAACAAGGUUGUAUACCUCACUUUACGUGUAAAGGGCUGCAAUGGCUAUACUUAUGAGAUGAACAUGAUAGAUCCGUCUAGUAUCGGUGAUAUGGAUGAAAAAAUCCUUGAUGAGGAUGGGAAAACGAUCCUUGUGAUUGAGAACAAGGCAGUAUUCUACCUUAUUGGUAGUCACAUUGGUUACUCAGACGGAGACUUGGCGGAAGGGUUCACAUUUGAGAACCCGAAUGUCACAUCAAAGUGUGGUUGUGGCAAGAGCUUUCAAUUUGGUUAGAGACAAGAUUUAAUGUGCAAGGUAACACUGCAAUAUUUUAAUACGCGCUAGUUGGCUAGCAUUUGUCUAAUUUCAUUUACAUCU
Messenger RNA from Theileria equi strain WA, 603 nucleotides. RefSeq names its product iron-sulfur cluster assembly accessory protein domain-containing protein. Bases 55 to 519 code for a protein of 154 amino acids. The record is from RefSeq and is a predicted model, not a curated record. Gene Ontology annotation, biological process: iron-sulfur cluster assembly. NCBI's taxonomy places the organism in Eukaryota, Apicomplexa, Aconoidasida, Piroplasmida, Theileriidae. The transcript is spliced from 2 exons. Gene Ontology annotation, cellular component: mitochondrion; cytoplasm. Gene Ontology annotation, molecular function: 2 iron, 2 sulfur cluster binding.